AUCACCGGUUGAAUCCGCAACGGCUUUUACAGUGGCCGCAAGCGUAAAACCAAAGGUGGUGGUAGGCCCUGAAGUCAAUUCCAGUGCAACACUUGCAACAUCCGUUCCCGCGUGCCCCUCCUCCUGCUCCUCGUCGUCGGCCACCUCCGCACAUAUUCUAAUGAUUCCCACAUCCAUAUCUACGUCGUGCUCGUCAUCACCGUCGUCGUCGUCAUCCUUAAUGACGGUGCCAGCGUCCGUUUUGGCCCCAACGCCGGCAUCUUUAACUCCGACGGCAAUGGCGACGGCGGCUGCUGAACUGCAUUCCGGAUGUAACGGUCGAACAGAUGUCGGACAGGUGAAGUGCGAAAAGAAUUACGAAAUCUGUGAGGGUUGCGGACAAAAGAUCUACGAUCGGUAUCUCAUGAAUGUCGGCGAAUCGAAUUGGCAUGAACACUGUUUGUCGUGUUGCUACUGUGGCAUACAGUUAUUCAAUACCUGUUACGUACGCAAUUCAAAGCUUUACUGCAAACUCGAUUACGAUCGAUUGUUCAGCAUCAAAUGCACUGGAUGUUGCCACCCGAUCCUGCCUCAUGAAAUGGUCAUGCGGCCGAUUCCAUCUUUCAUUUUCCACCUGCCUUGUUUCAUCUGCUACAUCUGUCGACUGCCUUUGCAGAAGGGCGAGCAGUUUUUGUUGCGUGAUGGCCAGUUAUUUUGCUGUCGACAUGACCUCGAAAAGGAAAUAUUUCUGGCCACAGCCCAACACUGUGGCUAUGUGGGUCUAGACGAUGACGAUAUGAUGCGGCCUCGGGACGGACGUCGCGGUCCAAAACGUCCUCGCACAAUAUUGACGUCACAGCAGCGAAAGCAGUUCAAGGCUUCUUUCGAUCAAUCGCCGAAGCCCUGUCGCAAGGUGAGAGAAGCUCUGGCGAAGGACACGGGCCUGUCAGUGCGCGUGGUGCAGGUGUGGUUUCAAAAUCAGCGCGCCAAAAUGAAGAAGAUUCAGCGAAAAGCGAAAAACGGUGGUGGCGCAAGCGGUGGCAGUGGCGGUACAGUCAAUUCGCGCAGCGGCGAUGAAAAGGAUGCGAAUAAGGAUGAAAAGGAGAUUAAGCAGGAGUGUGGCAUUUCGGGUGUGGAAAGUGCUUACUUGAGUUUGGGUGACAGCGGUUUUGGCAGCCAACCACUUAAUCCCAAUCUACCAUUCUCCCCUGAUG
This is a messenger RNA of Rhagoletis zephyria (snowberry fruit fly), 1193 nucleotides long. Its product is annotated as LIM/homeobox protein LMX-1.2-like. Gene Ontology annotation, biological process: neuron differentiation; regulation of transcription by RNA polymerase II. Gene Ontology annotation, molecular function: RNA polymerase II transcription regulatory region sequence-specific DNA binding; DNA-binding transcription factor activity, RNA polymerase II-specific. The record is from RefSeq and is a predicted model, not a curated record. Gene Ontology annotation, cellular component: nucleus. NCBI's taxonomy places the organism in Eukaryota, Metazoa, Arthropoda, Insecta, Diptera, Tephritidae.